Messenger RNA from Vanessa atalanta (red admiral), 1368 nucleotides. RefSeq names its product methyltransferase-like protein 17, mitochondrial. The coding region runs from base 40 to 1353 and encodes 437 amino acids. The record is from RefSeq and is a predicted model, not a curated record. Gene Ontology annotation, cellular component: mitochondrial small ribosomal subunit. NCBI's taxonomy places the organism in Eukaryota, Metazoa, Arthropoda, Insecta, Lepidoptera, Nymphalidae. Gene Ontology annotation, biological process: translation. The transcript has a single exon. Gene Ontology annotation, molecular function: methyltransferase activity; structural constituent of ribosome.
AUUUCGAUACUUUUAGGUUAUAAGCUCAAUAUAAACAAAAUGUUUAGAAAAAUUAAGUUCUCACAAUUAUCUGCGAUAUAUACAAACUAUUCAACUAGAGUCGAAAUCGACGCAGGCCUUCGAGAAAACUUCGAUACAAAACAAUUCAAACCUCGAAAUCAUCCAGGUAGAUCCCAAUAUAAAGUUGGCGUAAUUCCUCCCGAUAUUCAAAAGGCAAUAAAACUUAUUUUACAUGAUUCAGAAGCGAAAACUUAUCACGAAGAUAGCAUUAAGUUAAACAAUUACCUACAUUCUCGCUUGUUGCCGCCAGAGGAAGACGAAAUACGAGCAAAAGCAGCUAAAAUACACAGCAGUGUUUCAAACAAAGUAUUUUCGAAAAUUGACAAAGAAUUGACGCAAGAAGAAAUCGAAACACAAAAUAGGAAAAUAAACACAACAGUCUUUAAUGUUUUAAAGAAGAAUGUGUAUCGAUGGGGCAGUAUUUCAUAUGAUAAACCAACUUGUCUACAGUAUUUAAUGACGAGAGCUGCUCCCGAGUAUGCGAUCCUGAUACGUGUAUUCGACGAGAUAAAAAGACGAUUGCCAGAUUUCAAGCCUAGAAGUUUCUUUGACUUCGGAUCCGGUAUCGGUACAGGAACAUGGGCGGUAAAUACAUUUUGGAAGGGAGACAUUUUUGAAUAUUUCACAGUCGACACUUCGACACACAUGAAUGAUUUGUCUCGGCUCAUACUUUGCCAGGGACGAGACAAUGUAGAAAUGCCAUUCAAAGCUUACUUCCAAAGACAAUUUUUGCCAGCGUCUACAGAUUUAAAAUAUGAUAUAGUUCUAUCUGCAUUCUCAUUAUUCGAAUUGCCGAACAUGAAAAGUCGUUUAGAGACGAUACAGAAAUUGUGGAACAAAACUGAAAACUUCUUAAUAAUUGUUGAGCAUGGCACUAAUGCGGGAUUCAGAGUGGUUAAUGAAGCUAGAGAAUUUGUAUUAAAUUCAGCGAAAAACAAAGGCUAUGCAUUCGCUCCCUGCCCUAACGACAAUGUCUGCCCUAGAUACUUAGAACAAAAAACCCCUUGUAAUUUUCUAAUGAAGUAUGAGUCAUUGGCUUAUGUUUCAAAGACUGAAGUUGUUGCUGAUUUAUUUUCAUAUGUAAUACUCAGGAAAGGUCCUCGACCAACCGAUGAUGCACAGUGGCCUAGAAUAGUCAGAGCUCCGAUUGUCCGAUCGGGUCACACGGUGUGCAGAUUGUGUACAUCGCAAGGUGACUUGAAGGAAAUAAUAUUUUCAAAAGGGAAAUACGAUCAAACAACGUAUAGAUGUGCGAGAUCGAGCAACUGGGGAGAUGUUUUACCUGUCAAAUAAAUAAUGUAUAGAAUU